AUGGCGCCACGCAAAGGUAAAGAGAAGAAGGAGGAGCAGGUGAUCAGUUUGGGGCCUCAAGUGGCCGAAGGCGAGAACGUUUUUGGCGUUUGCCACAUCUUUGCCUCCUUCAACGACACCUUCGUGCACGUCACCGACCUCUCCGGGAAGGAGACCAUCUGCCGCGUGACGGGCGGCAUGAAGGUGAAGGCGGACAGGGACGAGUCUUCCCCCUACGCCGCCAUGUUGGCGGCGCAGGACGUGGCGCAGCGCUGCAAGGAGCUGGGCAUCACCGCGCUGCACAUCAAGCUCAGGGCCACCGGGGGGAACCGCACCAAGACGCCAGGACCGGGAGCCCAGUCGGCCCUACGAGCCCUUGCCAGAUCCGGCAUGAAGAUCGGACGCAUCGAGGACGUGACGCCCAUCCCGUCGGACUCCACGCGCAGAAAGGGAGGCCGUCGCGGACGCAGGCUGUAA
Molecule: messenger RNA, 456 nt
Organism: Nerophis lumbriciformis (worm pipefish)
Lineage: Eukaryota; Metazoa; Chordata; Actinopteri; Syngnathiformes; Syngnathidae
Source: RefSeq, a predicted model, not a curated record